Helianthus annuus (common sunflower) is the source of this 1344-nucleotide messenger RNA. RefSeq lists its product as uncharacterized. Lineage: Eukaryota; Viridiplantae; Streptophyta; Magnoliopsida; Asterales; Asteraceae. Bases 1 to 1344 code for a protein of 447 amino acids. The transcript is spliced from 3 exons. The record is from RefSeq and is a predicted model, not a curated record.
AUGUCCUCGGAGCAUGAGGUGCACACCUCAGACUAUACUAGCACGGACGACGAUGACUUUCGGCACCCUCUGGUAGAGAUUCCGGCACCCAUACCUUUUGCCUAUGAGCCCAUUGAUGGCGACCCUGCUGAGUACCUCCCUAUUGUUGCGAUUCCGGCACCGAUUCCUCUUGCUGCUUACCCUGCUUAUGAGCUUAUGCCAGACGCCGAUGCCGACGGCGACAUCGAGCUUUACGAGGACGAGCCAUUUGAGGACGAGGAUCCUGACGUAGCUCCUCUCCCUGCUGGGUUUUGUGCUGGGUCAUCUAGUUUUUCACCUCCAAAUAAAUUUAAAGUUCCUGAUUUGAAUAUCUAUACUGAUGAAGAAAAUUAUGAUGUUUUAAACGAUUACCAGCCAAAUCCCGAUAAUUCAUUUGAAAAGUGUUUGCCAUCUUCAACAAUUACUUUUGAAGCAGGGCAGGUAUUUAAUAACAAAGAAGAAAUGAAACUUGAGUUGCAAAAAAAAUGUUUGUUAGAACGCUUUGAGUUUAAAGUAGAUAGAUCUUCUAAAACUCGGUACGAAGUGUCAUGUUUGGUGGACGGUUGCGUUUGGCGUUUUCGUGCAUACAGUUUUGGGGAUAGUGGGUUGUUUUUUGUUAAAAGUUUUAACGAUAAACACACGUGCUCGAAGACACUAACGUACCCACAUCUUCGUCAGGCAAACCCAAAGGUUGUGGCUCACUAUUUAAAAGAACCUUUAAAAGACAGUGGUAGAAUAUAUCGUUGUAAUGAAAUAGUGAAAGGUUUUAGACAAAGAUUCCAAGUUGAGAUAACCACUAGUCAAGCUUGGCGUGGAAAAAGUCUGGCACUAGAGCUUUUACAAGGAACAAGCAGAGAUUCGUUUGUAGAACUACCAUUUUACUGUUACAAUAUAGAGCGGGCAAAUCCUGGUUCUGUCACUCAUAUCAAGACUGAUGACGAGCGUCGGUUUAAAAUGGUCUUUGUCGCGAUUGGUGCUGCGAUUCGUACCUUUUUCUGUAAUCUAAGACUGGUGGUGAUCAUUGAUGCUGCACACCUAAAGGGUGAAUUUAAAGGGACGUUAUUUUUAGCAGUCGGGAUGGAUGGAAACAACCAAAUUUUACCAAUUUCCUACGGAAUAGGAAAAUCAGAGGAUGGUGAAUCUUGGACAUGGUUUCUGUCAAAGCUUAAAGAAUGUAUCGGUGAAAUACCUAACAUGGCGAUAAUAUCGGAUAGAGCGAAUUCUAUACACCUAGCUGUUAGAAACGUCUUUCCACAUGCUUAUCAUGGGUUAUGCUGUCGUCAUUUAAUGAUGAACCUACCGUUACCCUCUGACAAAAAAAAAUGA